This is a messenger RNA of Jaculus jaculus (lesser Egyptian jerboa), 1038 nucleotides long. RefSeq names its product epithelial stromal interaction 1 (gene Epsti1). The transcript is spliced from 9 exons. NCBI's taxonomy places the organism in Eukaryota, Metazoa, Chordata, Mammalia, Rodentia, Dipodidae. Bases 164 to 622 code for a protein of 152 amino acids. The record is from RefSeq and is a predicted model, not a curated record.
CCGAGCCCGGGGCGCGCUGGCCACGGCAGUUGCAGAGCAAGAACUGGUAGACCUGGAGAAGUGGAAGCAGCAGAACAGAGCAAGACCCAUUCGUCUGGUGCCCAGGCGGCUGGGUGGAAGCCAAUCCGAGGCUGAAGUCAGGCAGAAACAACAACUCCAAGUGAUGGGAUAUAAAUACCAGCAAAAGCUAAAGAGAGAUGAAUCUGCACAAAUCAGGAAGGAGCCUGAAGAAGCUGAGCGCCAAACAACGAAGGCCAUUCAGAGAGAGGAGAGCAAUAAACUAGAGGAGAAAAAGCGACUUCAAGACAAGCUCAGAAGAGAAGCCUUUAGAGAGCACAGUCAGCACAAAACUGCUGAUUUCUUGAGAAGAUCAGACAGAGAGCUGCCAAGCAUAAGUUCCUGUCGCAUUGCACCUCAUGAUGCCCAGUUCUCAACCCAGAAUAAAUUACUGGAACCUAAGCGACAGCAACAAGAGGAAGAAAGAGCCAAAAUCCAUCAAGCUGAGCACAGGAGGGUAAAUAAUGCUUUUCUGGCCCGACUCCAAGGCAGAAGUCAACCAGGUGGCCUCGAGCAGUCUGGAGGCUGUUGGAAUAUGAAUAGUACCAACAGCUGGGGUAUCUGAGAAAUACCUGCUUUUACCUGGCCUUUGUCAACUGACCUUGAAAAACCUCAGGAGAUGCUUUUCCUUCGUGCAUUUUGAUGAGCCUCACCCUUAGUACCUUAACCUCAACUGCCAACCCCAUUCAACUUAGCAGUUAGGGAUGGUCAGAAUUUCUUUGACAUUGCUUAUACGUGUUUGCAGGAUUUGAUUAUAGCCUCAUGUUUAAUCUCAACCGCCAGCUAUAUGUUACCUUCUUUUUCUGAUUGCUUUUGUCUUUCAUCCAGAGAAUAAUUCCAGCAAUGUAUGGUUGGUGAAAUCUGGGGUGCUAUCAGAUAAUCCUCACAUCAGGUUAAGAGAAGCUUUAGGGUCCUUUUUUUUAAAAAAAAUUUUAAUACCUACUUUCUUAAUCUAGGGUGUAAAUGUGACCAAAACAAAAA